Molecule: messenger RNA, 150 nt
Organism: Zymoseptoria tritici IPO323
Lineage: Eukaryota; Fungi; Ascomycota; Dothideomycetes; Mycosphaerellales; Mycosphaerellaceae
Exons: 1
Molecular function (GO): chitin binding
Source: RefSeq, a predicted model, not a curated record
AUCAGCCCGAACGGAGUCUGCGGUGGACCCAACAACUACAACUGUGUAGGCAGCGAAUACGGCGACUGCUGCAGUCAGUACGGUUUCUGUGGCUCCGGCUACGAAUUCUGUGCCGCUCAGAACUGUCUCACGGACUACGGUUCUUGUAAU